AACUUUGAGUACUAAAAGUCGAUUAUUCAAUUAAUCGGAAGUCGACUUACCUAUCCCUAGACUCGACAAAAUAAUGAAGAUUCUAAUAAUAAAUGAAAAACAUUAAAAUACUACCUGAUACGCACAUAAACAAAUACACAAAAUAAUUAUGAAGGUUGAGCACCUUAGUCGCCAACUGUCGGAAGAGCUAAAGCAAAAACAGGCGGCGACCGACAGCUUAAUUAAUAAAAUUCUAUACUCUAAAAGAUUGCUGGUCGAUCAUGUUGAAGCUCUGGAACAAUGCAUGGCCUACAUGCAAGAGAGGUCGUUUGAGACAAUUGAAUCUUCUGCCGGCGCCGAUGCAACAGAUUCGAAUGCACAAACAAGUAACGCGUUGCGAAUAGGAGCACAAUGGCCAGAAAUAUUUACAGCACGCAAUACUUGCCUGUUAUUAGGUUCCACUGUUUUGGAACAUUUUAUAACACCACGUGCACUGCGUCUUCUCUUGGUGCCCUCGGCAGUUGUUGCUGGCAGUUUUAGCGCUUUGUAUGCUGUGAAAAAAGUUUUCGGUUUUCGCAAUAAAAUCGUGGAACGUGAAUUUGAGAAUCUCAUACGCACAAUUGAUGACUUUGGAAAUUGUAUACGACGUAAUAUGACUUAUUUCAAUGAGAUAAUUAUAAUGAAACAACAAGAACUGAUAGAGUCCCGUCAAAUUGAAAGGGCUUGGGAUUGUAUUACGGCAGCCAAGGAAGUGACUGAAAUUUUGUUUGAAGCGACCCGAAAAUUAGAAUCACAAUAUCCAUUACCAGCGCGAUUUUCACAGUAUUAUGCUCCAAUGGAAGACUUAAAAGAAUGCGACUAUUUUAAAACUAACGUUACUGACUAUAGUCCAAAGCAUAUUAAAGAUUUUCAUAAUAUCUUCGCCUACGUUCAAUCACAGUUCCUUCUACGUUUAGCUUUAACCAUUUACACAAAACCAUCGUUGAGCCGUCUAAAUGAAGAAUUGGCUAAAAUCGAAUGCCUUAUCAGACAGUUAGUGUUGGAAGAAGAAAACCACUUCAAAAAUCUUGCCAUAGAGCAAAACAAGAAAAAAUCUCUAGAAUUAGAAGAGCUCAAUGCAAACAGAGCUUUAAGGACAAGAAAUGAUCCGGUUGGAAUUUUGCAAGAUUCAUCGUUGAAGCUCAGCGCAUGUAUGGUGGCAGUGGCAGCAGAAUGUCAAGCUUUGGACAUAACCCUACAGAGGCUCACAGAAACGGAAAAUGUCAAAAAGGAUAAUGCAAAGCAUAUGGUAGAAGUUGCCAAUAACAUGCGCAGUAUUGAGAACGCUUUGUCAUUAUGUUUCGAUGAUUUCCAGCGUCUUAUGUUGGUCUAUAACAAGUUCUUGAAUAGCAAACUGGAUUUGAAGGAACCGAGCGAAAAGAGUGAAACCAAAUCUCUGGAUACCGAUGAAGAAUUUCCCGAAAGCUUCCUACGUGUAGAAAUUUCACAAAACCCCAACGAUGCAGAAAAGACAGAUGACUUUUAUGCCUAUAUGUUUGACGAAAAACAGGCUAAACUUGAGCAGGAACAAUUAGAGAAGGAACAGCUGGAACAGCGUAAAGAAGACUUGGAAAUAUUAAAUUUCGAGAAACGGAUAACCAAAGGGCGUUUUAAACCAGUUUUGAAACAGCUUAAGGGACGCAUUGAUCCGAUACGUAAGGUCAUGUUGCAAAAGGAACGUGAAGUCUUGGCCGCAAAGGGAAUAAAUGUCGAUGAGCUGUUUGACAAUGAAGAUUGUGAAAGUUUUGAGGAAAAGUGUAAUUCUACUGAAAAACAAGUUGACGAUGAUGUUUCAGAUGAGGGCAGCGAGGGCAGUGCCGAUUUAGAGUAUGAACGCCGUACCAAGAAAUUAAAAGAACGUGAUAACUUUGCUGAAAUGCGCAACUUUUUGGCUCAAAAACCUGCAAUUAAUCUAUUUAAGUUGGAUGUUCCGCCCACUCCAUCUAAUGCGUUGGGUGAAGAAGACAUUUUGGAAAGCGAGUGUUAAACAUUCUCGGAGCUUUUGCUGCAUUGCUUUUAAAGUGUAUUUAAAAUUAGCGUUAAUAACAGCAAUGUUAAAUAUUUUUUUUCUUUUUUAUAAUUUAUAAGACAACGUUUAUAAUUGGCCUUAAAAAGAUGUAACCAAAAAAGAAAAGAAAAGAUAAAACGAUUUUAUUAUGUUAAUACUUUUGAUGUUAAAAUAUACAAUGUCUUAUAUAACUUAA
Messenger RNA from Musca domestica (house fly), 2222 nucleotides. RefSeq lists its product as uncharacterized. Lineage: Eukaryota; Metazoa; Arthropoda; Insecta; Diptera; Muscidae. The record is from RefSeq and is a predicted model, not a curated record. The coding region runs from base 149 to 2005 and encodes 618 amino acids. The transcript is spliced from 5 exons.